GGCGCCUCCCGCUGCUCUAGCCGCCGCCUUGGCAACCACCUUUCGCCUUCCCGGCGGGUUGCUUUCCAUGCCGCUCGCCCUCUGUUCUAUAGCCGUCUAGCUUCUUUUUCAACCAUGUGGGGCUAACUAAAGAGAGGAGUGGGGGGGGGAACUUCCCUGCCGCUUCUGCAGCAAUAAACAAACAUGGAGGAGGAGGAGACGGCCGGCAGCAAGCAGGAGCAGCAGAGCCGCCUGUGCAACGGUGUGGAGAGCCCUGCCGAGGCUGCCAUGGACGGCUACUUGCAAUCUCAGGGAUUGUACCGCAAGCGGGUGGCGAAGGACGGCUCGUGCCUCUUCCGAGCGGUGGCCGAACAGGUUUUCCACUCGCAGUCUCAGCAUCUUGAUGUUAGGAUGGCCUGUAUAAACUAUCUGUGGAAAAACAGAGAGAAAUUUGAAGCGUUUAUAGAGGGGUCAUUUGAGGAAUAUCUGAAGCGUCUGGAAAAUCCACAGGAAUGGGUUGGACAAGUUGAAAUAAGUGCUCUUUCUCUUAUGUUCAAAAAAGAUUUUAUAAUAUAUCGGGAACCAAACUUCACUCCUUCUUAUAUAACUGAAAAUGGCUUUCCCGACAAGAUAUUGCUGUGUUUUUCAAAUGGCAAUCACUAUGAUAUUGUCUACCCUAUAGACUACACAAUCAAGGCUGCUCUUUGUCAGUCUAUUCUGUAUGAAUUGCUAUAUGAAAAAGUAUUUGACAUUGAUGUGAAUAAAGUCUUAAAAGAAUUGAGCCAUGAUGAUUUGAUUAAGAAUGGCAGAGGAAACAACGAAGAAUCUGAUUCAGAGGAUGAAGACCUAGAAAGUGAAGAGGCCGUAUCAAGUUAUACAAACAACAAUAAGCUUCAUAAACCUAGGAAAUCAUACAAUGUUUUGAGCUUGCCUGGAAAAGUUCUUCGUUCCCUUAAUCCAUUAGUUUAUCAAAAUGUUGAAUAUGAAGUCUGGCGGCAAUCAAAAAUAGAUCAGCAAAAACAAGAUUUUUCUAUUGCUGCUGGCAUGCAGUAUUCAGUUGGAGAUAAAUGUAAAGUAUAUUUAGAGGAUAGUGGAAGAUAUUACAAUGCUCACAUUCAAGACGUCCAGUCUGCAGAUGGACCAGUUAUUGUUUUUGUGGAAGAACUUGGUAUUAAGCAUUCAGUACUGCUAAGAAACAUUAAACCUCUUCCACAGGCAACUCCUUUGGAAAUCUGGAGCACAGUACCAGGAAAGAAAAGUAAAAAACACACUUUGGUGCAUGGGCAAAAUGUUCAGACUGAUACAGAUUGCAGAGGCUCCAAAAAUCCAAACAGGCUAAUAAAAACCACAUCAAUUUUGCCUCCUCAAAUGCAAAUUACAAGACAGCAUCAGUUGCCCAGUUUGGGGGUGUCUUCUCAACAAUCUUCUGCUCAUCACAAAACUCAAGGCAGAAACCCUCUGCAAGCUGUAAGAAAAACAGAUUGUGAGACAGUGCAAGAAUUGGACCAUCGAAACAAGAAUUGUAAUGUUGGUCUUUCUCCAGAAGAACAUAAAGAGAAACAAGCUAUAGAUGAAGUUAAUUCACUUUAUGAAAUCCAGUUCCAGGAUGAAGAAGCUUUCCCUGCACUUUUGAAUACACCUGUGUCUCAAGUAGCUACACAGACUAAUGAGACUUCUGCAUGGCAAACAUCACAAGUUCCUAAUGGGAGAAGAAUUGGCAACUUGAAGGAAGAACAGGUGACAAAAAAUAAAGAUGCAAAGGAUGAAAAAGUGUCUAAUCUUGAGCAGAUUCUUGCAGAUCAGAAGCUGGAUCCCAGAAUGUCUAAGGACACUAAGGAGGAUAUAGCUGUUGCAGGUAUAUCAUCUCCCUCAAGCAAUGGAAAUAUUCAUUCACAGCCAGUUGAGCAGGAACCUUUAUCAGGUAUAAAUGCUACCCUGUCUUCAACUGUUCCUGAAAUACAUUUGCCUCCCACUGUGCCUUCUGCACCAGAUGUUGUGCCAGCUUGGUCAAGUGAAUCAACAGACUACGGAUUAACAGGUGUUCCAUCCCAAAUUCCUGUGUCAUCUGUGAUACCAAAACCAACCCCGGGAUUAGAUUCAACUCUGAGUCAGGCAGCCUCCAGUCCAGUUGCUGCCAUUCCACUAACACUCCAAACAGUUAAUCAGCCUUUAAUACCUAUGCCUCAAACACUGAAUCUUUAUCAGGAUCCCUUGUACCCUGGAUUCCCGAUUAAUGAAAAGGGGGAACGAGUUAUUACUCCUUCAUAUUCUUUGUGUGGUACAGGAGAAGAUCUACCAAAUGAUAAAAAUAUCCUCAGAUUUUUCUUCAAUCUUGGUGUAAAGGCAUACAGUUGUCCCAUGUGGGCGCCGCACUCCUAUUUGUACCCUCUACACCAAGCUUACCUGAAUGCCUGUAGAAUGUACCCAAAGGUGCCAGUUGCAAUGUAUUCUCAUCAUCCUUGGAUGCAGGAGAUACCUUUGACUCAGAAUGAAAAUGAACAAAUAGAUGGACCAUUCCAUGUACCAAAUGACGUCAGAAUGGAUGGCCAAAGUCUGCAGACUGAUACUAUGUCUUCACCCAUGCCUCUGUUUAUACAUGCUACCCAAGUGCCUGAAAAUCAAGGACUUGUCUGCAUAGAGUCUGAGAAUCCAGCACAAGCAUUACAUGCUGGUUAUGAGGAGUCCCUAGGAGGCAAAAAUAUAUUUCCACAAACUCCAUUUGGGCAGAAUCCAUUUUUAGGUUCUGUACCACUUACAUCAGUUUUCCCUCAAUUUUGGUAUGGAUAUCCUGUUCCAGGUUAUAUUGAAAAUUCUGGAAUGAGUCAAGUUGUGCCACAGGAGGCCAAGAGAGAUGAUAUGGCCUUACCUGUGGAGGAAACUUCUUCAGUUUCAGCUGCUGAAUGUGCCGAGCCACUUCAGAAAAACAAGGUUGAAAGAAAUCUCCAAAGCAUACCUCUCCCUAAAACUGCCAUCAAGAAUGAAUGUAAUAUCCUAAAUAAAACCUCAGCCCAAGUGCCUAAGGAUCAGCAGACCAGUCCUGCUAUCCCACCUGCUACCCAAACAAAAUCUCUACUCCAAAACCUCUCUCCCACGGAAAAGCAGGACAUCAAGAGACAAAAAUCAACUUCAAAAACUGAAUUUAAAAAUGUUCUUGGCCAUAAAGAAAAGAGUAACAAGACUAAUGCAUUUAUAUCAGCAAGUGGGGAGGAAAGUAGAGUACCACGGAUAAGGGAAGAGAGCUCUGAAGAUGAGCAUGAAGUAUCUGAUAUGCUUAGAAGUGGCAGAUCAAAACAAUUUUAUAAUCAAACUUAUGGUGGUGGUAGAAGACCUAGAAGUGAAAGGAGCUAUCUACCUGGGAGAGGAGGCUAUCAGCAUCCAAAAAAUGAGGAACCAUGGAAAGAGUCACCUACUGGAAAUAGAGGGGAAGGCUCGCAUUAUCACCGCAAUUUCAGAGGGAGGCCAUAUCGGAAUGAGAGGAGAAGGUCAAACAUACGAGAUAGUCACCGAGGGCUACAGUUGUCUUAGCUAUCAAAAUCCAGACAUUCAGCAUGCAUAUAAAUGCUGAGAUAUAUGCUUAAGGCUUUUCUUAAAGAUCAAAAUCUUCUUUUUGUUUUGUCAAAGAUGUUGGGGCCUUUCAGAAAUUUAAGUGGUUAGAUAUUAUAACAUGAUAAUUGAUAAAAACUAAUUUUGCUUUAUUUAAUUUCUUAAGACUAAAUAUGAGUGUUUUAAACAUAAAAAGUGUGUUUUUGUUUAAGUUUUAUUUUCCCCAUAAAGAUUUAAGUUUGUGAUAGAGAAGAAAAGAAAGAAGCUAUAGUGAAAAGAUACUGUGGUUAUUUCAUACCUGAUAAUGAACGAUGCACCAAAUAGUGUAUGAUAUGUUGAGUCUAAGGAUUCUCAAAUCACUAGACUUAUUUUUGAUAUAUUUCCAAUCCAAGGCUUUUCAUCUCAAAAAAAUUGUAAAAGUUGAA
This is a messenger RNA of Thamnophis sirtalis, 3947 nucleotides long. RefSeq names its product OTU deubiquitinase 4 (gene OTUD4). Gene Ontology annotation, molecular function: K63-linked deubiquitinase activity; cysteine-type deubiquitinase activity. Lineage: Eukaryota; Metazoa; Chordata; Lepidosauria; Squamata; Natricidae. The record is from RefSeq and is a predicted model, not a curated record. Gene Ontology annotation, biological process: negative regulation of toll-like receptor signaling pathway; negative regulation of interleukin-1-mediated signaling pathway; protein deubiquitination.